ACUAGUAGAAGAGGAGUGUACUUCCUGGUGCCCUGUUUCCAGCAGCCGAUUUACCGGAGUUGCUUAGCGGGCUUGAAUGAUUGGCCUGAUGUGUUUUGAUGUCUGCUGACGGGUGUCUUAUCGACGUGCUCCAAUCUACUAAGUCGGGACAUGGUGAGCAGACAGUGACUUAUGAGGAUGUGCAUGUGAACUUCACUCAGGAAGAGUGGGCUUUGCUGGAUCCCUUCCAGAAGAAGCUCUACAAAGAUGUCAUGCUGGACACCUACAGGAACCUCAAUGCUAUAGGCUUUAAUUGGGAAGACCAAAAUAUUGAGGAACAUUGUCAAAGAUCUAGAAGACAGAGAAGGCAUGAAAGAAGUCAGAGUGCAGAGAUUCCCUCCGAAUAUACUCACUGUGGAAAACCCUUUGCUUUACAUGCUCACAGUCAUCCUCAAAGGAAUGAAAGGAUCCAUUCAGAAAAGAAGCCCUCUGAAGUUAUUCAGUGUGUUGAAGCCUUUGCUCCUUCCACAGUUCUCCAAAUACAUAAAAGAACACAAGCUAGACAAAAACCUUAUGAAUGUAGUCAACGUGGUAAAGUUUUUACAAAUCACAGUAAACUUAAAAAGCAUGAAAGGCUUCAUACUGGAGAGAAACCCUACAAAUGUAAUGAAUGUGAUAAAGCCUUUUCACGAUGCAGUAGCCUCCAGAAGCAUAAAAGAGUUCACACUGGAGGGAAACGCUACAAAUGUCAUGAAUGUGAUAAAGCCUUUUCACAACUCAGUAUACUCUACAGGCAUAAAAGAGUUCACACUGGAGAGAAACCCUACAAAUGUAAGGAAUGUGAUAAAGCGUUUUCACGACCCAGUGGACUCCAGAUGCAUAAUAGAGUUCAUACUGGAGAGAAACCCUACAAAUGUAAUGAAUGUGAUAAAGCCUUUUCAAUACACAGUAGCCUCCAGAAGCAUAAAAGAGUUCACACUGGAGAGAAGCCCUACAAAUGUAGGGAAUGCGAUAAAGCCUUUUCAGACCACAGUAGCCUACGGAGGCAUAAAAGAGUUCACACUGAAGACAAACCCUACAAGUGUAGGGAAUGUGAUAAAGCCUUUUCAGGACACAGUGGACUCCAGACGCAUAAAAGAGUUCACACUGGAGAGAAACCCUACAAAUGUAAUGGAUGUCAUAAAGCCUUUUCACAAAACCAUAGCCUACAGACACAUAAAAGAGUUCACACUGGAGAGAAACCCUACAAAUGUAGGGAAUGUGAUAAAACCUUUUCAAUACACAGUAGCCUCCAGAAGCAUAAAAGAGUUCACACUGGAGAGAAACCCUACAAAUGUAGGGAAUGUGAUAAAGCCUUUUCAGGACACAGUGGACUCCAGAUGCAUAAAAGAGUUCACACUGGUGAGAAACCCUACAAAUGUAAUGAAUGUGAUAAAGCCUUUUCACAACACCGUAGCCUCCAGCAGCAUAAACGAGUUCACACUGGAGAGAAACCCUACAAAUGUAAUGAAUGUGAUAAAGCCUUUUCACGACCCAGUAGACUCCAGCAGCAUAAUAAAGUUCACACUGGAGAGAAACCCUACAAAUGUAAUGAAUGUGAUAAAGCCUUUUCAGAACACAGUAGCCUCCAGAUGCAUAAAAGAGUUCACACUGGAGAGAAACCCUACAAAUGUAAUGAAUGUGAUAAAGUCUUUUCACACCAAAAUAGCCUACGGAAGCAUAAAAGAAUUCAUACUGGAGAGAAACCCUACAAAUGUAAUGAAUGUGAUAAAACCUUCUUAUACCACACUAGCCUCCAGAUGCAUAAAAGAGUUCACACUGGAGAGAAACCCUACAAAUGUAAUGAAUGUGAUAAAGCCUAUUCAGACCACACUAGCCUACGGAUCCAUAAAAGAAUUCAUACUGGAGAGAAACCCUACAAAUGUAAUGAAUGUCAUAAAGCCUUUUCACGACCCAGUAGCCUCCAGCAGCAUAAACUUGUUCACACUGGAGGGAAACCCUAUAAGUGUAAUGAAUGUGAUAAAGCAUUUUCACGACCCAGUGGACUCCAGCAGCAUAAAAGAGUUCACACUGGACAGAAACACUACAAUUGUAAUGAAUGUGAUAACGCCUUUUCAAACCACACUAGCCUAAAAAACCAUAAUAGAAUUCAUACUAGAGAGAAACCAUAGAAAUGUCAUGAAUGUGAUAAAGCCUUUUCACGACCCAGUGGCCUCCAGUUGCGCAAUAGAGUUCAUACUGGAGAGAAACCCGACAAAAGUAGUGAAUGUGAUAAAGCCUUUUCAGCACACAGUAGUCUCCAGAUGUAUAAAAGGAUUCAUACUGGAGAGAAACCCUACAUGUCUUGAAUGUCAUAAAGCCUUCUCAUGACCCAGUAGCCUCCAGCAGCAUAAACUUGUUCACACUGGAGGGUAACCCUACAAGUGUAAUGAAUAUGAUAAAGCAUUUUCACGACCCAGUGGACUCCAGCAGCAUAAAAGAGUUCACUCACACUGGACAGAAACCCUACAAAUGUAAUGAAUGUGAUAAAACCUUUUAUACCACACUAGCCUCCAGAUGCAUAAAAGUGUUCACACUGGAGAGAAACCCUACAAAUGUAAUGAAUGUGAUAAAGCCUAUUCAGACCACACUAGCCUACGGAUCCAUAAAAGAAUUCAUACUGGAGAGAAACCCUAUAAAUGUAAUGAAUGUCAUAAAGCCUUUUCACAACCCAGUAGCCUCCAGGAGCAUAAACUUGUUCACACUGGAGGGAAACCCUACAAGUGUAAUGAAUGUGAUAAAGCAUUUCACGACCCAGUGGACUUCAGAUGCAUAGAAGAGUUCAUACUGGACAGAAACCCUACAAAUGUAAUGAAUGUGAUAACGCCUUUUCAGACCACACUAGCCUACAAAACCAUAAUAGAAUUCAUACUAGAGAGAAACCAUAGAAAUGUAAUGAAUGUGAUAAAGCCUUUUCACGACCCAGUGGCCUCCAGUUGUGCAAUAGAGUUCAUACUGGGGAGAAACCCGACAAAAGUAGUGAAUGUGAUAAAGCCUUUUCAGCACACAGUAGUCUCCAGAUGUAUAAAAGAAUUCAUACUGGAGAGAAACCCUACAAAUGUCAUGAAUGUAAUAAAGCCUUUUCACGACCCAGUAUCCUCUACAAGCGUAAAAGAGUUCAUACUGGGGAGAAAUCCUACAAAUGUAAUGAAUGUGAUAAAGUCUUUUCAGACCAUGGUAACAUUCGGAGGCAUACUGAAGACAAACCCUACAAAUGUAGUGACUGUGGUGAAGCCUUUAUUCAACACAAUAGACUCCUGAUACAAGAAAGGGUUCAUACUGGAGAGAAAGCCUACAAAUGUAAUGAAUGUGAUAAAACCUUUUCACAACCCAGUAGACUCCAGAUACACAGAAGAAUUCAUACAGGAGCAAAACCCGUCAAACUUAAUGAAUGUGUUAAACCCUUUUCACAACAAAAUAGUCUCUAGACACAUAGAGUUCCUACCAAAGAGAAACCCUACAACCUUAAACAAUGUGAUAAAGCCUUUCACAACACAGUAAUCUCCAAAUACAUUUAAGAACACACAGAGGAGGGAUACCCUCCAAAUGUAACCAAUGUGACAAAGUCUUUUCCCAACAUAAUAUUCUCCAAAUACAUAGAAAAAUACAUACUAUAGAGAAACCCUACAAAUUAAUCAUUGUAAUAAAAGCUUUCCAAUCCACAUUCA
Messenger RNA from Rattus norvegicus (Norway rat), 3686 nucleotides. Lineage: Eukaryota; Metazoa; Chordata; Mammalia; Rodentia; Muridae. The record is from RefSeq and is a predicted model, not a curated record.